Messenger RNA from Penicillium vulpinum, 3777 nucleotides. RefSeq lists its product as uncharacterized. NCBI's taxonomy places the organism in Eukaryota, Fungi, Ascomycota, Eurotiomycetes, Eurotiales, Aspergillaceae. The record is from RefSeq and is a predicted model, not a curated record. The transcript has a single exon. The coding region runs from base 1 to 3777 and encodes 1258 amino acids.
AUGCAAUCCACAAAAGCACCCGAAUAUCUGGAGACUGGGGUUGCGUCUCGUUCGCGCAGCCCCAGCGUCGUUUCCAGCGACUCUCAGUUUUCUCGAGUCAAUCUCAUUUCCCCACCGUCCGUGACACCUGCUCCAGCGUUCAUCUCGCCAUCUGCAGCUUCAGAUAUUAUCUCUGCCGAUCAGGAGUUCAACGCCGCCGAUUUUGUCGCUGAUGAUGAGGAAACCGGGGCUCGCGCCACGGCGCUGGUGACCCCCGCUGCCUUAUCGCUCCUGAACGGAUUCCUCGAUAACCUCUUAUUUAAUAUCCUGGCUUCGUCAAAGUCGACACAGCUGGCUUCCAUUCGACCCGCCAUGGCUGAUGUAUUGAAGCCCCGCUUGGCCAAGGAAGUCGUCUCCGCGGCUGAAGAAGAGUUGAGCGAAUUUAUGGGCGGAGUGGAGGAUGAACAGACCGAAUUCCGUGGUGGCCAGGAGCCCGGCGGCGAUUUUGAUCUAGUACGCUCAUGGAAGCUAACUCGUCUACGGUGCAUGGUCUACACACGACUAGGUGACAUGGAAGAGGAUGACGAAGAUGAGUUUAUCGCGCAAGACAACCUUGGAGAAACCGAUGGAGCGCCCCGCAGAUUUACUAGUCAUGUCGACAAUAUUACACCGGCAGCUUCUAUUUUCCUUACCUCAAUUAUCGAAUACAUUGGCGAGCGCGCACUCGUCAUUGCUGGUGAGACAUCGCGGUCUCGUUUAUCGGCACAGCUCAACAGUGGGGAUGAGUGUAGUGGAUCCGGAGAGCGAAAACGGAUCGACCAACUUGUGGUUGAAGACCUCGAUAUGGAGAAGUUGGCCCUGAAUGCAACCCUGGGUCGCUUGUGGCGCACAUGGAGACAGCACAAACGCAGAACCACUCUUUCUAGAACCCUAUCUCGUGAAUCAUUCCGCCCUCGGGGUUACUCCCUGGCAAACAGUCGAAAGAGCAGCAUUGUGACCAUCGAGGAACCAAUGACCCCCGAGGAGCCUCUGCCCGUGGCGCUCCCACCUUUUGACCCCACUACUAUCCCCUUGCCAAUGAGCGAAUACGAUGUUCUAGAGAUCGAGGUCCCAGGCUACAUUGGUGAUCUAGAUGGGGAGGUGCAGACUAUGGAAGCCGUUGUUGCUCACAAGGUGCGACCGCGCAGUCUGAUGGUGUUUUCAUCGCCCUCGCUUGUGCCAAAAUCUCCAGGUUCAUCAAAUAGCUCCCCCGUGAGUGCAUCGGCUAUUGAACCCGGCAAAUCAAUCCGCCAUGUUCGUACGAAGUCUCUACCUAAUGGGGCAGCGCCACCCGACUCCGCUGAGGAGGAGCCAGUGUCGCCAACAACAGUAUUGUCGCCAACAGAACAACCAUCACCCACUGCGUCGGAGAAAACGCAACUCGAGACUAUGUACGAGGAUGAUGAAUCAGCAGAAUAUGUGGAUGCAUCCGAAACUACCCCUGGCAUCGCUCUCACAGAACAUGAAGAGAAGCCAUCCUUCGAAUCUGCAGCAGAAGGCUUCGAAAAUACGAGAAUGUCGGUCUUGCAUGAAGAAGAAGAGGAGACGUCUCCUGCAGUCAGUGACAUGGUUGCAUCCUUGCGCGCUGUCGCACAAGACGAAGACUCCAUGACCGAUCAGUCCAACAGUGCUCGCAUCUCCGUCGUAUCAUUGGGCGAUCGGCCGAAUCACAAAGACCCAGAAGUGAUUGAGGGCACUGGAUCAUGCGAAAAGCCCAAAUUGACUUCGACGAUACACCGACCAAAACGACAAUCCUCCAAGGACGCCGGUUUACUCAAUGCAACGUUGAUCUCUGGACAGACUAGCGACUCUGAAAUGCAAGCCGUUGCGGAGAGUCAACCUCCAACGCAAGGGGUUGAGACCACGCCGGCUCCACCCGUGACCCCCAUCGAGGCUGUCACAUCUUCUGUCAACCACGAUGCGACCAAUGAUGAUGACGAUCAGAGCAAGAUGGCAGUGAUCACUACUCCUCCGACUUCGUCAUCGGAGGAAUAUCCCGAAUCGGGAAAAUCUUCAAAUUCUCUCUCCCCCGAUAUCAGCCGCCUGAGUUCUGGUUCAAAUAAUUCGCAACGAUCGAAAACUCGCCCCAGACCUGCUCCGUUGGAGGUCACAGCCAGCAACCGAGGCCCCUCUGCCUCUGCCUCCGCCUCCACGGUGGAGCGAGCGGCUGUUCAGCGCAUGUCUCGACCAUCGAUAUCGAUGUCUUCAUCGAUCAUCGCUAAAUCCCGUCGGUCUGGGAGCUUCGGCAGUGCUCGCGAGAAUACGCGUCCAGUGACUUCUGGCUCUACUACAUCGUCGCAGGUAUCCAAUAAGUUGAAGGGUAUCAUGAGUCGAGCACAGGGUGAAUCCGGUUCGCUCCGCAGGCGGAGCUCGUCUGAGACUAGUCGCGCAUCCCGCGGCAGCGCAGACUCUGUAGAAAACGACAUUGCCGAUUUGGACAAGUUGAUUAAUAGUGAUGAGACUAUUCAUUACACCCUCACUCCCCGAAGUGUGAGGGAAAUGACCUUCCCUGACGCACCCAACCGAUCAGUUCCCCGAUCAGAGACGGCACUGUCAGAGACGGCAGGCAUCUCCGAUUUGGCAAAUUUCUUAAAUACCACUGCACCACCAGGCGAAGAUAAGCACCGUCCUCACGCCUCGGUUUCCUCCAGAACAACUGGAGAGAUGAGCCCAAUCGCCCACACCAAAUCCAUCGAGUCACCCAAGCACAUCCCGCUUACUACGCGCUUAAGCAGCAUUUCAUCAGCGUCGAGGUCUAGCAAGAUUGGACAGGCGCGGGACGCGCGAAUUGCACCCUCGGAUUCGACCCGUGACUUUGCGGAAUUCAUGAGAUCGACUGGCCCUGCUAGUGGGCCAUACGAGUCUAAGACUACUAUCUCUGCCGAGAGCGCGCGGCCUGUUCGUGUUGCAUCAAUUUCUACUACCUCCCGUGGAAACAGACCUAAACUCCAAGCUCGGUCUGCUGAGACUAGAGGAUCCCAGACCUCGGACCUCAUUGAUUUCAUUCGCGAGGGACCUCCUAUGCCAGCAGGCGCCCAUCGGAUUCCUCGCACAGUUGCACCUUUCCGCAACACCAGCGAUUCGGAUGAUAUUAUGAUGGAAACCACCACAUCCAGCUCCUUCGUCAGCACUGGUAAUGCAUCUACGCCUAAUAAGUCCUUGACAUCUCUUGGUUCACGAACUGGUUUGCUGGAUUCAAACCGAAACAAGACUUCAACAUCAGGAAGCGCCACGGAUUUCGACGAGCCCCAGCCUGUGCGGAAGCAACGCCGUGCUCGCGAUCCGUACGCUAUUGAUGAUGAUGACGAUGAUGCGCUUCUAGAAGAGCUUCUGGAAAACGAAGCAAACCCCAAGCCCAGGCGCGAGCAGGAGAGCCUGAUGGAUUUCCUACGCACUGCUCCUCCCCCUCCCCCCGAACAAUCCACACAACCGUUUGCAAUUAGCGCUCCUACAUCUAAUUCUGGUGCACCGGGCAUGAAAUCCCGCAUGCUCCGCACCUCCCACAACUCCUUGCGUACCACGCAAACCGCUUCUACAGUCCUGACUAACUACUCUGGCAAGGUUGGCCUGGAGCGCAACAACGGCACCCUACCUUCUCUUUCGAACCGCAGGACCGAGACUGGUGAUUUAGCGGAUUUCCUCCGAAACACCGGGCCUCCUCCAACCCCUGUGCCAGUUUCAUCGACACCGAUGAGCUCCAAGGCGAAGGAUGGUGGUCUCUCCCGUUUCUUCACGCGCCGAAAGAAGAUCGAGGUCUAA